Molecule: messenger RNA, 1881 nt
Organism: Cladophialophora yegresii CBS 114405
Lineage: Eukaryota; Fungi; Ascomycota; Eurotiomycetes; Chaetothyriales; Herpotrichiellaceae
Exons: 2
Coding region: 1-1881 (626 amino acids)
Biological process (GO): basic amino acid transport; transmembrane transport
Cellular component (GO): fungal-type vacuole membrane
Molecular function (GO): basic amino acid transmembrane transporter activity
Source: RefSeq, a predicted model, not a curated record
AUGAAGGCGACCAGUCCCACAGCCGACGUGAUCGAGCCCACUUCGCCUCAUGCGACCGAAACAACGACCCUGCUUCCCAAGAGCGAUAUUGAAAGCCCCCGCGAUGUACCCUACCGGGAUGUCAUCUCGGGGCCUCGAUUCCAUUUUCUGUUCUGGAGCAUUAUGUUCGGCUGCACCAUUGCAUUCUUCGACACCACGCUGAUGGCUUCGUCCCACCCAGUCAUUACCUCUUAUUUCAACGCGUCAAAUGCAGCCUCCUGGCUAAGUACGGUCUUCUACUUGACCUCGACUGUGUUCCAGCCAGUCUUCGGACGUGUCUCUGAUAAUGUCGGACGGCGACCUGUGUUGCUGUUUGUUAUUGUCGUGUUCUUCACUAGUACGGCUUGGUGCGGCGCCGCUGGGGACAUUGGCUCGUUCAUCGCAGCAAGAGCCGUAAGCGGAAUAGGCGCUGGUGGCGUUAUGUCGCUGGCCUCGAUUCUGACAAGUGAUAUGGUCAAGAUCGAGUACAGGGGCAUCUAUCAAAGCUAUUAUAAUGUGGCAUAUGGCGUGGGAAAUGGACUUGGUGCCGCUCUGGGCGGCUUCCUUUGCGACAAACUUGGCUGGCGCGCGGCGUUCUAUGUACAGUUACCUUUCAUUGCUGUGUACGGGAUCCUCGCGAUUCUCUCGUGCCCUGACAAUCUAGGCCCCAAUCUCGCGAAGACUCAAGGCAAGACCAUCCGUGAAGGCUUCAAGAGCUUCGACGCCUAUGGUACCAUUGGCAUGAUUCUGACGGUGUCUGGGCUCAUUCUUGGAGUCAACUUGGGCGGUAACGUCUUUACGUGGACCCACCCAUUCGUUAUCAGCAAUCUGGUGGUGGCUGUCAUUGCAGGCAUCGGGCUGGUGCUGGUGGAACGUCGCGCUGAACGGCCCAUCCUACCACUCAGGCUCUUCACGACCACACCGGUUGCGAAUGUCAUUGGCAGCAACUUCGUCGCCUCCAUGACUGUGAACGCUGUAUUGUUCAACGUCCCACUCUAUCUGCAAGCAGUCCGACAAACGUCACCGACGACCUCUGGCUUCUAUCUCUUCCCUCCCUUGGUCGGGGCCAGCAUCACUGCCAUCGCGGUGGGAUUCUACAUCACACUCACGAGACGGCUGAAGCCGCCCAUGAUUGCGGGGUCCAUAUCAGCACUAGGCGGCGCCAUCGCUGUGACCUGCCUGUCGGCAGACACGCCGGGAGCACUGCUCCCCUGGCUGAUCCCCUUCGUUUCGAUCGGUCAAGGAGCCUUUUUCCCGGCCGCGACGAUUGCAGUUCUAGCUCUGAACAGCCAAGAAGACCAAGCCGUGGCGACUACCACGCUCGGCCUCGUCCGCAGUCUGGGCUCCAUCCUAGGCGUCGCCCUGAGUAGCUGGGUCCUGCAGAACGUGCUCCCCAUCUACCUGAACAAGUACAUCACCGCCGCGGAUCCGACCACGAAAGAACACAUCAUCCGGACGGUCCGAGCGUCCAUCCAAUCCAUCCGACAUCUUGGCCCGGUCCACAAGAAACAAGUGAUCACCGCGUACGCCGCCAGUCUGAGAGCGACCUUCAUUGUGGCCAUAGUGUUCGCAACGGUCUCCGCUCUGCUCAUCCUGCCGGCGCAUUUACCAAGGCUGCAGAGACAAGCAGACAUGGACGAUCCUGAAGACAGGGAGCCUCGCAAUGAGCUAACGUCCGGUGUGGGAGAAGGUGAUGACGACGACGGCGGCGGUGACGAGGACGAAGCAGAACAAGCCCUGCCAGUGACGCCGACUCAGACCAUCAGGCGGACAAUCACAGGCGGCAGUAGAACACUGGGCGGACACUCCACCUCGUUUGGAGAACCAAUUGAGCGGAGAGCAAGCUUUGACGUUAGUAUCUAG